AUGAGCGACAAUCAGCAUGACAGAGGCAUGGCUUUGUUGAAAAGGGAAAUCUUGUUGCUCUUGAUUUUUGUUGGUGUUUGUGGCUUUUGCAAAUGCAAUGGCUCUGUGUACAAAGUUGGUGAUAGUGUUGGGUGGACUAUCAUGGGCAAUGUGGAUUAUAACCAAUGGGCAUCUUCAAAGACCUUCCAAGUUGGUGACACUCUUGUUUUCGAGUAUGAUCAAGCAUUUCACAACGUGAUGCAAAAGGUGGAGAUAAGGGUGCCAAGUUCUUCUCGGCCCACUAUUCCAGGCCCAGCCCAAGCUCCCCAUGGGACUGAAGAAGCUCCUCAGGACCAUCCUAUCAAGUCGGUUGGGCCAACCCCGUCUCCAAACGGUGCAGAAUCCAUUCUUCCUAAAAAUGCCCUGUUUUCCGCUAGUGUUAGGCUAUUGCUUCUACUUAUUUGGGCUUACAACUGA
Messenger RNA from Striga asiatica, 456 nucleotides. Lineage: Eukaryota; Viridiplantae; Streptophyta; Magnoliopsida; Lamiales; Orobanchaceae. The record is from the annotation of a GenBank genome assembly.